AUUGAGCUCAUUUCAUUCACAUUUGUCCUUCUCCUUGGUCCUUGCCCAACUCUGGAAAUGGAGUUCCUGUGCAACUCGGUUGGGCUCACAGCUCUAGCUGUGAUCUCGUCUCUUGUUUUGCUGCUGCAUAUCCUCCCAAGGAAGCUGCAAAACCAGAAGAAGAAGAAGAAAUACCACCCAAUUGGCGGCACAGUCCUGAACCAGCUCCUCCACUUCAACAAGUUGCACCAUUACAUGACCGACCUCGCUUCCAAACACUCCUCUUACCGCCUUCUCGGAGCUUUCAGAACCGAGAUUUACACCUCCGACCCUGUUAAUGUGGAGUACAUCCUCAAGACCAACUUCGAAAAUUACGGCAAGGGAGACUACAAUUACAGCAAUUUGAGUGAUCUUCUGGGCGACGGGAUUUUCACGGUAGAUGGGGACAAGUGGCGGCACCAGAGGAAGGUUUCAAGCUACGAGUUCUCCACUAAGGUUUUGAGGGACUUCAGCAGCGUGGUGUUCCGGAGAAAUGUCGUGAAACUUGCCGAUAUUAUCUCUGAAGCUGCGACGUGCAAUCAGCCCAUGGAUAUACAGGAUCUGUUCAUGAAAUCAACUCUGGAUUCCAUAUUUAAGGUUGCAUUUGGGGUUGAACUCGACAGUAUGUGUGGGUCGAACGAGGAAGGCAGGGAGUUCAGCAAUGCUUUUGAUGAUGCUAGUGCCAUUAGCCUUUGGCGGUAUGUUGAUGUGUUUUGGAAGGUGAAGAAGUUCUUCAACAUUGGAAGUGAAGCUACAUUGAAGAAGAAGGUUAAGAUCAUCAAUGAUUUCGUCUAUAAGCUGAUCAAUAGCAAGAUACAGCAAAUGAAGACCCAAACGAAUCGUUCCUCAGUUAGUAUUUAUUAUUACACAACUCUAAGUUUGUUUAGCCAUUUCAUGCAAUUGAGUUCAUCGGAGGUCGAUACAACAUACUUGAGAGACAUCAUUCUAAACUUUGUGAUAGCUGGAAAAGACACAACUGCUGCCACUCUGUCUUGGUUCAUAUACAUGCUGUGCAAGCACCCUGAUGUGCAGGUCAAAGUUGCUGGAGAAAUCAGGGAAGCUGCUACCACUACAAGUACUACUUCUGACACGAAAAAGUUGAGCAACUUCGUUGAAUUUGCUCAAAGUGUGACUGACAAAGCUCUUGAGAAGAUGCACUAUCUUCAUGCAGCUAUAACCGAGACUCUCAGGCUCUAUCCGGCUGUACCAGUGGUGAGAUAUGGUUGGUUCACAGUUUUUGUUCAUGACGCCAAGGUUUGUUUCUCUGAUGAUACGUUCCCAGAUGGUUUCAGUGUGAUGAAAGGGGAUAUGGUGGCAUACCAACCUUAUGCAAUGGGAAGAAUGAAGGCCAUAUGGGGCGACGAUUGUGAGCAAUACAAACCAGAAAGAUGGCUGAACGACAAGGGAGUUUUUCAGCCUGAGAGUCCAUUCAAGUUCACCGCCUUCCAGGCGGGGCCGCGCAUUUGUCUGGGGAAGGAAUUCGCUUACAGACAGAUGAAGAUAUUCUCAGCUGUUCUGGUAGGGAGCUUCGUUUUCAAACUCAGUGACGAAACGAAACCGGUCAACUACAGAACAAUGAUCAAUCUUCAUGUUGAUGGAGGCCUCCAUGUUCUCGCUGCCCAUAGACACAGCAGGAGCAGUAGCUAAAUAAAACAACUGCACCAAAGCUUGCCAUCCAUGAGGACAAGGAUGCACACGUACACUUGAGCCAUCUUCUAUCUACAUCUAUCUGCACAUAAAAAAAAAUAAGAAAACUCGAACUCUCAUUUCAAAUUUUCUACAUCUAGAGCGAAAGUAGAAAGGGUAGAUUUGUUUUCACAAUCAUUUUGAAUCGUAACGCAAAUGUAAUUGGUUCAAAUAUUGUAUAUCGAAUUGCACUAUUAAAUGUGCAGAAGCGAUG
This is a messenger RNA of Linum tenue, 1918 nucleotides long. NCBI's taxonomy places the organism in Eukaryota, Viridiplantae, Streptophyta, Magnoliopsida, Malpighiales, Linaceae. The record is from the annotation of a GenBank genome assembly.